Molecule: messenger RNA, 1098 nt
Organism: Cucumis melo (muskmelon)
Lineage: Eukaryota; Viridiplantae; Streptophyta; Magnoliopsida; Cucurbitales; Cucurbitaceae
Exons: 4
Coding region: 180-920 (246 amino acids)
Source: RefSeq, a predicted model, not a curated record
AAGAAAAAUUGGGAUGCAAAACGACGUCGUUGGGAUCGAGAAAGAAGCCUACCGAAGCUCGAGAGACCGAUUAGAGCAAAAGAACGAAGCUAAAAUAAAACCAAAUAAGGUUUUUGAGAUUCCAUCUUCUACGCCGGCGAUCCGCCAUUUCAGAGUUGGGAUAGCUCGGAACUCAGACAAUGAAAUUAGCUCCAAAAGUAAUAUUUCUCCUCAGAGAUUCUGAGGGUUUUGCCUCAGCCCUUUCCGGAGCUCUUCGCCUCAACCCUCCUUCCACGGUCACCACGCUGGAUGAAAUUUUCGAGUUCUCCCUCGAGGAUUAUGCAAUCAAGGACCAGAAGGCCUCCGGUAACAUCGUUCAUUAUCUUGAUGAUAAGGGAAUUUAUCAGGUUUCAGUAUUAAUCUUACAAAAUUACGAACCUCCAGUCUUGGCGUGUGCUUUAGAUGUAGUUCUUUCACACAUAGCAGGAGAACGUUCACCCUCUUCUUCUAAAGCGAAACCCACUCUUGUAGUCCCAUCUAUCAUUACAUCCUCAAAGCUCAAGUGGGAGAGCAAAACUCUCACCAAAAAUGAUCGGACUGUUCUUCUGUAUGGUACCCAAGUAGGUCCAGAAACAGAUAUUUCUCAAACGAUGGGUGCCAAAGUCAAGAAACUACCAUCAGCUUCACAGAUCUACUACGAGCAACUAGCCUGUUUAUAUCACUUGAUUCACAUCUUGAAGAUUCCUGCUUUUUUCGUUGUUGGACUAACAGGUCGUAGUCUUUCCAAUCAAGCUGCAGGUGAAGAGAUUCAGAUACUGAAUGAAAUGGGUGAACUUUUAGCAAACUCCUUGCCACUCAGCUUCUCAAGAGAAGGAAUUGUUUGGAAUCCAAAAGAAACAUCAAAAGAUGUAAAGGAACCAUGGCGUGCGUUAUAUGGAUGAUGGUUUGGUCUUUUUUGCUACCUUUUAUUUUAGUUCAUCUGGCAAACUAGGGUUAUUUUUGUAAUCCCAUAUGUCAAAAAUACAAUUAUUAAAAUUUUAAAUUUUGUUAAGAAGAAUCUUAGUUUAGAUUUCUUCUUGUUUAUAAUCAUCAGAAGAAACAAAAUAUGCUUGCUUAAAA